UCUCUUCCACUUGCUCACUCACUCAACUCAAUCAUGUCCGACCUCGAUACUGACCUUUAUGGAGAUCUCUACGGUGACGACAAUGAAUUUGCUGUACCCGUCGAGGAAUCAAAUGAGUCAAGGAUGCGACCACAGGAGCAUGAAAAAACCACAACGUCUUCCACAGCUCCAGUAACUUCGACAGACACAACAAAGACCAAGUCUCCUUCACCACCUCCAUCAGCAACAAGAUCAGAAGAAUUACAAAUUCCUUCGUUUGCGAAUGGGAAUGCUCCACAACCGAUACAAUCGUAUGAGUCUUUCAGUCAAGACUAUUCUUCACGAGCAGACCACGGCUAUCGGACUCAGCCCCAGCAUGAUGACGAUGUGUCUACCAUUUCCUCUCUUCAAGUUGUAGAUCGGCACGUACGGCCAUCGGAGAUGAAGGAUGAAGGGUGAGUACUAUAGUAGUGUUUAGUAUCCUCUGAGCGUUCGGGUUGGGACGGGAAAACGUAAGUGCGGUCUGCUCGACUGUACGGACUGCUGCGGACAAUAGCUAUUAGCUGUAUCGUGAUAGUUACCCUCUCACGAUGCACGUCGUGUGCAUUCGUUCCAUACUUCGAGAUUAGCUUUGUAGCUACUCCGUAGACUUGCGUCUAUCUCUUCGACUAGGCUAGGCUAGGCUACGAUCGACUUCCCUAGACAGACAGACAGACAGACAAGCUCCCUGUUCUGCGCCUUUCGUGUCAUGAUUAGCGUAUCUAGCGCAAUAGCCAGCCGAAAGAAUACGAUGAUGUUUCC
This is a messenger RNA of Fomitiporia mediterranea MF3/22, 780 nucleotides long. RefSeq lists its product as uncharacterized. The transcript has 2 exons. Bases 34 to 438 code for a protein of 134 amino acids. The record is from RefSeq and is a predicted model, not a curated record. NCBI's taxonomy places the organism in Eukaryota, Fungi, Basidiomycota, Agaricomycetes, Hymenochaetales, Hymenochaetaceae.